Capsicum annuum is the source of this 4738-nucleotide messenger RNA. RefSeq names its product TMV resistance protein N-like. Gene Ontology annotation, molecular function: protein binding; ADP binding. Gene Ontology annotation, biological process: defense response; signal transduction. Lineage: Eukaryota; Viridiplantae; Streptophyta; Magnoliopsida; Solanales; Solanaceae. The transcript is spliced from 8 exons. The record is from RefSeq and is a predicted model, not a curated record. The coding region runs from base 73 to 3360 and encodes 1095 amino acids.
UCAUUGAACCAUUCAUCUUUCAUUUUCUUCUUCUGAUAAUUAUCACACCGUGAGUUCUCUUUUUAGACAUCCAUGGCAUCUUCUUCCUCUUUUGCGAGUAAUUCACAGUAUCGUCCUCGAUGGAAGUAUGUUGUGUUUCUAAGUUUUAGAGGUGAGGAUACUCGUAAAACAUUUACGGGUCACUUGUAUAAAGGUUUGAAAAACCGGGGAAUAUUCACCUUUCUAGAUGAUAAAAGGAUGGAGGAUGGUGAUUCAAUUCCAGAAGAACUCCUUAAAGCAAUCGAAGUGUCUCAAUUUGCAGUCGUUGUUUUUUCAAAGAAUUUUGCUACAUCGAGGUGGUGCUUGAAUGAACUAGUGAAGAUCAUGGAAUGCAAUAAACAAGAAAAUGGACAAACAGUCAUACCGAUCUUCUAUGAUGUGGAUCCAUCACAUGUUCGAAAUCAAAGUGGGGACUUCGGAAAAGCAUUUGCCAAAUAUGAACUAAAGUAUAAGGGUGAUGCUGAGGGGAUGCAGAAGGUGCAACGAUGGAGAACUGCCCUAACUGCUGCCGCAAAUCUAAAAGGACGUGAUAUCCGUGGCAGGAAUGAAUCAGAGGAAAUUCAGCAGAUCGUCGACCAAAUCUCUUCCAAACUAUGCAAGAGUGGUUAUUCUUUAUCUUCUUUGCAAGAUGUUGUGGGAAUAAAGGCUCAUUUAAAGAAACUAAAAUCCCUACUUCAGGUAGAAAUAAAUGAUGUUCGGAUGGUAGGGAUCUGGGGAAUAGGAGGAGUAGGUAAAACGACAAUAGCAAGAGCCAUCUUUGAUACUCUGUCUUAUCGAUUCAAAGCUGCUUGUUUUCUUGCAGAUGUUAAAGAAAAGGCAAAAGGGAAUCAAUUGCAUUCUUUACAAAAUAUCCUUCUAUCUGAACUGUUGAGGAAAAAACAUGAUUACGUCUAUAAUAAGUUAGAUGGGAAGUGUAUGAUUCCGGAAAGACUUUGUUCUAUGAAGGUGCUAAUUGUGCUUGAUGACAUAGAUCAUAUUGAUCAUUUGGAGUAUUUGGCAGGCGAUCUUCGUUGGUUUGGUGAUGGCAGCAGAGUUGUGAUAACAACCAGAAACAGACAAUUGAUAGAGAAUGAUGAUGCAAUAUAUGAAGUGUCUACACUACCUGAUGAUGAAGCUAUGCUGUUGUUCAAUCAACAUGCUUUCAAAAAUAAAAUCCCACAUGAGAGUUUUAAGAUGAUGUCGUUGGAGGUCUUGAGUCAUGCUAAAGGCCUUCCUUUGGCCCUCAAGGUGUGGGGUUCUUUGUUGCAUAGGAAAGACGUAACUCAAUGGCGAAGAAUUGUAGAUAAAAUAAAGGAGAAGUGGACAUCAGAAAUUGUUGAAAAACUCAAAAUAAGUUAUGAUGGUUUAGAGCCCGAAGAACAAAUGAUGUUCCUGGAUAUGGCAUGUUUCUUCAGAGGAUAUCUUAAACUUCAUGUCCUAAGAAUACUCGACAGCUAUAAUAUUGGAGCUGAAUGCGGAUUGGAUGUCCUAAUUGAUAAAUCUCUUGUGUUCAUCUCUGGAGAUGAUAGGCUUGAAAUGCAUGAUUUGAUUGAAGAUAUGGGUAGAUAUGUGGUAAAAAUGCAGAAAGAUUUGGGAGAACCUAGCAGAAUACGGGACGUUGAAGAUUUCGAAGAGGUUAUGCUGGAAAAUACAGAGUCAAAAGCAAUCAAAUCAAUCUGGCUGCAACAUGGCAGAGUUAAAAAACUACACUUUAGCAAAGAAGUCAUGAAAAAUAUGACAAGGCUUAAACUAUUAUACAUCAACAAAUUUGAUACACUUGAUGCCAUUGAGUACCUGCCCAACAGCUUGGCUUGGAUUCAGAUUUUUGGAUAUCCUUGGGAAGCAUUGCCAAAAAAAUUUGAACCUAAAAGUCUUGUUCAUCUUGAUCUCUACCAAGGUUCGCCACGUCGUUUAUGUUUUGAAACAAAGCAUUUCCCAUGUCUACGAAGGCUAGUUCUCAGCGACUCACAAAACCUGAUGCAAACACCAGAUUUCAGUGGAAUGCCAAAUUUGGAGCAUUUGGAUUUGUGGUCAUGCAAGAGUCUUAAAGAGGUUCACCAUUCCCUGGGAAAUUGCAGAAAACUCAGCCACUUACAUUUGCUUAAUUGUUCAAGCCUUGAGAGGUUUCCAUGUGUUUGUGGGGAAUCUCUUGUAUAUCUCAAUCUGAAGUUUUGCUCUAGUUUGGAGAUAUUUCCAGAAAUAAAACGCUCUUCCAUUCAGUACCUAACUCAAGGAGAGCUCCAUUUGUGUCAUAUGAAAAAUCUUGUAGCUCUUCCAAGCAGCAUUUGCAAGUUGAAAUGUUUGGUGAAGCUGGAUGUGUCCUACUGCUUUAAAUUAGAAAGCUUGCCAGAAGAGAUAGAUGAUUUAGAAAACUUGGAGGAGCUUGAUACUACAUGUACUCUAAUUUCAAAACCUCCAUCUUCCAUCGUCCGCUUGAACAAGCUUAAAGUCUUGAGUUUUGCAAUAAGAAUAUCAGCAGAACGAAUGUUAUUUGUGUUCCCUCGGGUGAAUGAAGGGUUACAGUCCUUGGAAACUCUGGAUCUCAGUUACUGCAAUCUAAUAGAUGGAGAACUUCCGGAUGACAUUGGAUGCUUAUCCUCUUUGAAAGAGUUGAAUCUCAGUGGAAAUAAUUUCGAGCAUUUGCCUCGAAGCAUAGCCCAACUUGGUGCUCUUCGGUGCUUGGACUUAUCAGAUUGCGAGAGGCUUACACAGCUGCCAGAAUUUCCAGUUCUAUUAGAUACAAUAAAAGCAGACUGGACAGAUUAUCGGAUCUGCAAUUCGUUAUUUCAGAAUCUCUCAUUACUGCAGCAUGACAUCUCUGCUUCAGAUUCCUUGUCACUAAGAGUGAUUACAGAUUGGCAGUCGCAUCAGAUAUCCAUGCCAAGGUUUCCAUACCGGGGAAUUGAUGGGGUACCAGUCAAUUUGCCUAAGAAUUGGUACAUACAUGAUAGCUUCUUGGGAUUUGCUGUAUGUUGCAUUGGCAGAUUAACUGACAACACAGCUCACUUGAUUCCCUUAUCUGAUGGUGGGAUGUCGUGUAUCACCCGGAAACUUGUCUUAUCCAACCAUUCAAAAUAUUCUCUAGAACGUAAGGGUAUUCAUUUUUUCUUGAUACCUUUUGCUGGUUUAUGGGAUAUAUCUAAGGCAAAUGGAAAAACACCAAAUGACUAUAGGCACAUCAUGUUCUCUUCCUCCGAAAAAAAUAAGUAUGAAUUUCGUUUGUUGUAUAAAGAUGAACAUUGCCCUGGGACAAGAAGGAGCAGAUUUGAUGAUAGUGAACACCAUGAUGAAGCCAGUUGCUCCUCUUCUAAGAAACAAAGGUCACAUUUCAGCAACAAGUAGAUGCACUUUGCAGCAACAUCAACUGCCAGGAAUAAUAGAGCUCAUCGAUGGGUGAUUUACAUUGCAUCUUGUCUCCAUUUAUGCUGGAUUAACCAAGGUAAGUUAAAUACUAACAACAAGUUUGCCUUGUUUUUUUCUAGUUGAUAGUGAAAUUGUGCUCUCGCCUAUUAGCUAUAUUCUUCUGAUUAUUUCUUCUUUCCCCUAUUAAGGAGCUCAUUCAUGGGUUAUUUGCAUGUCGUCAAUGAGUUUUUCUGUAACACCCUGUACUUUUGGGCUAGAAUUUAGGCCAUCGUUCCUACGCAUAUAAACCCGAACUAAAUUAUACUUUGUUAACAUAUGUGUGGUGAUCACUCCUAUAGUGUGGAAAAACCUUUGGAUAUGAAUUGAAGUCAUAAAAAUCCCCUAACUCAAAGACGAGUUGAAAACAAUUCCAUCGAUUAAGUUUGUGGACACUUCAACUUGGAUCAACUUUCGUCGAGCAUAACUUCUGUUAUAUAACAAACUGGGUGGACUUCUAUAUAUCAAAUUAAAGGUAUUUGAGUCUUCUUUCCAACACAACUGAUUUCGUCCAAAUCCAACAUCGGAGUAAAAAGUUAUGCCCAAUUUACUUCAACAUGUCGGUCUGUCAACUGAGGGACUGCUGCGCUUUUAUUGUUUCCUUAGGGGUAUUUUAGUCUUUUUCACUCAACCCCAAUCCGUCCAAACACCUGAUUUAAGCCUCUUACAAGCAUUUUAUGCUUAUAUUCAUCAAAAUUCCUCUCAACCAAAAUUCAAGCUCAAGAAUUCAAGCCUCUAAAUUCAAGAUUUCCAAGAAACUGAUUAAGAUUCGGAUUCCAUUCUUCUAACUACAAAAUCUAAGGUCUGAGGCUCAAUCUAGAGGUCCGACUAAGUAGUAGAGAUUUCAGAGAAAAGAGAUUGUGCAAUGCAGAUGAAUCCUUCAAUGCCAUUUCCUUUGUUCUCAUUUUCUUGUCGAAAGCUACCUUGGAAACUUACAAUUGAAAGAACAAUGGAGAGAGAUGUGCAUUGGUUUUUGGACUUUUGGAGGGAGGUGAUUCGAUAGGAUAUGGAGCAGUUACAGUUUAUCGAGGACAUUACCCUUGAUAGGAAGGUGUGGAGAAUGCAUAUAAGGGUAGAAGGGUAGUUGGAAGGUGUGCUUUAAUUUGUUUUUGUUGUCCGUACUAAUAGUCGGCGUGCUAUGCUUGUGGUUUCUUGUUCUUGGAGUUUUGAUGAUGUUUAUUGUUUUGGGUAGAUUGAGGAUAGUAUUAUUUGGUGGUAGUCUGGUUAUAGUCAUUAUCUGCUGUUGUACUACUACUUAUUGCUUCUUUUCUCAUACUAAUGGUGGACACGUACGUUGCACGUGAGUCCGGUAAGCAGUACC